AUGCUCCAACCUGAUAAUGUGCGUCCUCCGCCACAUCAAAAUAUCAAGGGCCAUAUAAUCCCCAUGCCUGGCCUUGCUUGCUUGUCAGCGACAGAAGUGUCCAAAGAAAUUUCGAAUUACAACGCCAAGUCUUUGGCACCAGGGGAAAUAAGCCACUCGUCAGGAACUUUGUACAUCAGUGGCGCCCCGCCUAAGAGGAUUGUCGAACAAACCAAGCACGUGGCCGAGCCACCCAAAGAGACAGAUCUAACUGGGUUCAAAGAGUCGCGUUUACCUCCUGCGCAUGAGUUUCUCGUUCACAAGACAGGUACUUUCACGUUUUUCAUUCUCAUGCAACCUAACAUUUGUAUCACGCAAUCUCUGCUCUUAUAACGCGUUACAAUCCUCACUGUCCCUUGCACUUUUGUAGAGAAGAAUUUCUUACAAAAAUCACUUUCGCGUUUUUCUGAAUUUCGUCUCUGCUAACUCGUCAUGCAAUCCAUCUAUCGUUUUCUUGUCACGUUACCCCUGACACCCUGAUCAUCGGUGCACAUUGAUGUUCUCUCUGACUUACCCCACCGUUUCUAAAACAAAAUUGUCACUUAAAAUUGCUUUUUACGGUUUAUUGCCGUCUAAGAAACCUCGAGAGACUGUAUUUGCAAAAGGAAACGUCUUUUGCACCCUAAUAGUUGCUAAUUAUAGACUAAUGCAAUGUUUUAUUCACAGUUCUCAAUACCUAUCAAAUGGUGGAGUGUAUGAAACUAAUCUAUCACAGUCGCUCUGUAGUUUACUAUUACUAUCACUAUGCCUGGCAACGAAACUCUGUUAGGGAUACGAUGUACACUGAGAAAAUACGGCGAGCGACUCGUUAGUCUGUUUCCAUUAAAGUAGACCUGAUGUGUUUGUGUUCACCGGUAUUACCAGUAAGCCUGUGGUACUGUUGAAAAAGAUGCCAAACCGUUAAAUAAUCUCCAAAGUUUUCUUGUACCGUAGAUCGUGCCAAAGUAUUUCGCUUACGACUAAAAACAGUAGAACAAUUCUUGUGGGACGUUUCCUUUAAGGGGACUCAAACUUUGGUCUUACCUGGAACAAGUGCACACAUCACUUUUGUAUUUUUUACCCAAGUCAAGAGGUAACUUUCCUUAGUCCUGGGUAUUUUCCUGAGCAAAGGUGUGACUGUUUAAUAUUGCGCGAAUUGUUUUCUUGAAGAAGUAGCUUAUUAUAUUUCCUUCAUUUAAGACUUUAUGGAUCAUCACCAUGUCCUUGAGAAGUCUCCUCCCAGCAGUAUUGACGGUAUAAGUUUGGAUGAAGGUGUCGACUCCAAAGGAUCUAUCGAUGAACCGACCAAUCUAGGAACCUCACCAUCUGCGUAAGUCAAUAUUCUUCUUUAAAUAUCUGAGGAUUAUCGAAUUUGUUGCACAAAGUUUUGUUUUGAACAAAUAUAAAUAUAGGGCUUGUAACCAAAGGUAUUUGAUCUUGACCAAAUAAUGUCUUUCUGUUCAAAUCAACCUCCUCUCCGCUUUUUUCCUAUUACCCCUUCCCCCCCCCCCGUGGCAUCCCCUCCUCUCUGCCUUCCUCCCCUCCCCUCCCUCAUUUUCUUUCUCCUGGAUGUUAUCUCUAUCCUACCCCUGUUUCAUCUCUUCCUCUGUCUACUACCUUCCUUCGUGGCUUGUUUCUUCUGUCUUCCCACUUCCUCGCUCCUUCCUUCCAUCUAACGUUACUCUCUGACCUCAGCAGCAGUGAUGGUCACACGGACUCAGCUUUUGGUGAAUCAAUCGUCAGUACCUCGUCAGUCUCCACGCCCGUUGCUGGUCGUUCGUCAAACCGGUUUAAUCCGGUAGCAAUCACGACAAUGAACCAAGAGGGAGAGGCUGUAACUGAUCUGGUCAGUCAACAGUCGAGUUCCAGUAAUCUCCUGGAAAGUGCUGCAGUCCAUUUGCAAGAAGCACGGGAAGACGAAGAAGCUGGAUACGCGAGACUGGAGGAUAUACGGUCCGCUAAGAAGAUACAGAAGAGGUAUAGCCACUCUAUCUAACAUUUCUAUAACUGCAAUGCUUCCAAGAGUAGAAGGCAAAAAUGAAUUAUUUGGUGUCGAGGUUAUCGUGGACGCCUUGAUUCCUCGUCAGAUUAAACGCGAGACUGAACUAUUCUGUCAAGGUGCUCAGCUGGCGCUCCACGAAAUAAGCACGAAUCUUUGAGCAAACUGAUUCUGAACGUGGAAUCGAUUCACACUUCUAAACUUGUGUCUAGAAAAUUGACCUUUAUUUCCACUCAAUCUGGGAAAUGGCGGCUGCACAUGUGUCUUCAAAGGUAUUUUUUAAUUUUUCAUCAGCAACUAUGAUCAAGUGAGAUUAAAUAAGCCGGCCAAAGAUGGCAGACUAGCCGAUAGUUUUGGCCGGUUAUCGGCCCCGAUUGAUAAUGUUCUUGUUUUUCAGUCCUGGAGAUGGUGUUACCACGGAGACUCAGACCACCCUAGAGGAGACAAGCACAUCGGCCACUCCUGUAGUUGAACCAAUUGUGGAACAGAUACAAAUCACCAAAACAGCUAGUGACGUUGAAGCCAUUAAAGACAUUUUAUCAGAGAUGGCUGACUUGGGGUGAGGCAUUUGUUGUUGGCGCUGAACCGAUAGAAAGCGCAUUUCUGGAAUAAACUUGAUUACAACGUUUUUAAGCUAUAUGGUGAUCAAUGAAAUCUGUUUCAAGUAGUCUACACUACUGGAACAUACAAACCUAAAGAACGUUGGUAUUUCGGUUGUCAUCAUAAUCGGAAAUAUGUUUCCUGCUCACUUAUUAACUCGUCUGGUAUGGUUUUUCUUUCCAUAUGGUUUUCCUCUCCAGUAGCAUCAACGAGCCACAGCUUCCCCAACUUAGUCACCCUAGUACACCACAGAGCGUCAGGAGUGAAGGUCCAAACGGAAAGGGUAGGAGUCCUUUGCUGUCUGAUGGAUCUGGGUCCUUUGAAAAUGCUGUACAGCGAAAGAAAUCUCAUCCUGUCUCAGAUAAAGGCUACGGGUCUACCAACAGUGUAUCGUCUGGUUCAUCGAAUGACAGUGAGUAUCGUCCACCACCUUCAUUACAACCAUAUUCAGUCCGUGAGUUGCACACUUGUAUGCGUAGAGUGCAGUGCGUGUGGCACGCUUUGUAACUCGUGCAAGAUUGAGUUUAAAGACACGCUAGCUGUACUGACAGCUACACGAUUAUAGAGAAGCCGAUGUGCUUGCGACAAAAUAAAAAUCGUGAAGAGUUACAGUGAAAUCCCCUUUUUGCUUCCGCUUAAAACUAUUGUGCGUCCUAUUUUUCAGAUGUGUUCCUUCCGGAAAGCCCGAAAAUUCCAGGAUUAAAAUUUGACAGAGACACUUCAGUGUUUUGGUAUAAACCAACCAUUUCAAGGACUGAUGGUAUGAAAUCACUUCCUUUCUUUGAUAUAUGAAGGCCUCGUACUGUACGGGAGACGCUGUUACUUGCAUUAGUUGUUAGCGCGCAGGUUUCCGAGCGGAAAUAACGUGGCCGUGUCACUUUGUUAAGUGUUAUGUAUUUCGGACUCUUACAGUAAUACUCUCCUCUCAGGAGUAUAAACAGGAACUAAUAGGCUGCCAAGAAACUUGUCAAAGUCUAUUCCUUGGAGUUUUCCUACGAUAGACUAUUCUCUUAUACCCCGAGAAUUAGCAAUACUUCCGGUACACCCUAGCAUCAGUGUGUAUAUUCUCGAUACUGUUUUCUAUGCAUUUCCUUUAGUACUGACCAGAGCUUCACUAUCAUUUCUUAUAUUCUCAAGACCAAACUUUUUGAGGCAGCAGUGAGACUGUAAGGAGAAAUGAGAUGCUGGUCACUCUGAUAUGAGCCCACUCUGACGAGUUUAUUACAGUUUGUCUUGUUUUCUUUUUCUUUAGCAAACGAUAUCCUAAAAGACUCAGAACCAGGUUCUUUUAUCAUCCGGGAUAGUCAGUCCUUCCCAGGGGCCUUUGGUUUAGCUGUGAAGGUCGCCGUGCCUCCCGCGCAUGUCCUUCAGGGACUUCAAGGAGACCUUAGUAAGUUGGAACACCCCUCCCCUCCUAAAGUAGUUAAGGAAAGAUUAAUAUUUUGCAAAGUACUUGCCACAGUUCCCGUUCGAUUUGUUUGAGAAUUUCACUAAAAGUUUACCUUUUUUUUCCCUUUCUGACACGAUUCGUUGAACGAUUUACUCCAGUCGGUCGUUUUCCUUAUUCUCAGAAUCCUUAAUUAUGCGCCUGUUUGCACUUUCGUUGUUUACCCUCAGGUGGCUCCUAAAAAAAGUACCGAUGUGAGGCCCCUUUAUUGCGUUUCUCUAUGAGACCCUUUAUUGUCUGUUUCUUUAGUUCCGUUUUGUUUCAGUACAACUGAAAAAAAGAGAGUUCUUCAUUGCGAUUUCGAAAGAUUACCAAAUGUUUUGCUUCUUUCAGCAAAAGUUGAUCUCGACAAUGAACUUGUUCGGCACUUUCUCAUCGAAACAACUAAGAAGGGCGUUAGGUUGAAAGGCUACAACGAUGAACCCAUUUUUGGUAAGUACUUGAACUGUAACUUGUGUUUCACCAGCCCAACUUAGUGUACAGUAUUAAACUUCUCCCAUAUCACUGGAAGUCUUUUCUAUAAAGCCAGCUUUAGCGGAAACCACACAGCACUUUGCCAGAUGGCAAAUUUGUUGGUUUGUUUGUUUUUACGUUAAAAAUUUAACCUAGAUCCCCCAUUCGCUUUGUCAGCCGCGCAGGUGAUAAUUUAAAGAGUUAAUACCGUGCUAUAUUUUUAUCUUUGUAGGCAGUUUGGCUGCUUUUGUGUAUCAACAUUCCAUCACUCCCUUGGCUCUACCAAUCAGACUUAAAAUGCCCGCUCAUGGUAAGGUGUCUGUUGUCGACCAGUUGUCGCAUUCUCGGCAAAAGCCACGCGCUUAUAUAGUUAUUUUAUCUAUUUUAUUAAGUACUUUUCAUUUAAUUUUUAGUGUUUCGUGUUGAUAAAAAAUAAACCCAGGCUUGCUGACUUGUUUAAUCUCGGUUUUCAUGUAACAAAAUCUUUUAUCUUCCCCGACAACGAUCGAUGUCUACAUCGAUGUGCCAUGUAUGCAAGUGUGUAUGUUUUCGAAUACUAUAAAAUUUGCAAUCCAGUAUCCACCAUUUUGCUUCUUAUUUCGAAUUUCGGAAUAUCGGAACCAUUAAUAAAUGUUCGCUAUGUUGACAGUCAUCAUAUCUCUUUUUUCAGACCUCCUAGCUGGAGAUAAGGACCAGUCUCUUGACAAGGAGGACGGUCAAAACUGGCCCAAAGGCGCUGGUAAGAUACUAGAAUUAUAACUGAUCUGUCUGGCUUGAUUUACGAGACGGUAGUUAUGGAUUUGAUCGUUCUCUGAAUGUUUUGCCUUCUUAUAGAUAAUUUUUUUAGAUUCUAGUUUCACGGCAGGGUGGUUCUAUAACCUGAAACUUCCAAAGAAGAGCAUUCUUCCCUCCUAUUUAGAGAGAAUUACUUGGAGCGUUUUGUCCAACAAGAACACAAGAAUAACUGACCCGGCCAGGCCUCGAACCCAGGCCGCCCCAUACGUUGUCUAGAUGGCGUAUCGCUUGCGCUUGCCUGGAGACCACUAUGUCAGGUGGUUACAUCAUCGGAUGUAGAGUAAUUUUCGUUUUGUUUUUCAGUUGGUUCCCUUAUGUAUCUCGGAAAGUGCGAGGUGGAAAUGUUAACUGGUGCCAGCGCUAUACAGCGAACUGUGGAAUUUCUGUCAACAGAAGAGGCUGCCAAGAAAUUCACGACAGUUAGCUUUAAGGUCACACCAGACGGAAUGACUGUUACAGAUACUGAACGAAAGUAAGAAACGUUGCAGUUAUAGAAAUAUGAACCACGUUACAAGGCAGUACCACGUGAUAGUACCAGUACCACGUGAUAGUAUUACUCAUUAACUUUUAUCAAAACCCUUUAACUCCCAUAAGUGAUCAAGACAGAAUUUCUCCUUACAAUAUCAAAACAAAAACAAACAGACAAAUGACUAGAGUAAAGGAAAAUAUCAAUUAGGGACUAUUAGUUGAUCCAAUACCAAAUUCUUUGAACUAAAAUCAUAAGAAUUGUAUGACAGGCAGUAAAGAGAAUUGCAAGUAAGAUCUUGGGAGUGAAAGGGUAAAUGAUCACACUGGGGUUUUAUCCUCCGACCCAAAAGUUAAAACCUUCUUGUUCAGCAUGGUAAACAGCGCCAUGAAAAUACAGCCCUGUAGCUUCCAUUGGAAUGGUCACACGAUGGACAAGUUUUUUACAGAACUUUUAUUUUUUAUUUUUUCCAGAGUUUUCUUCAGGCAGCAUUUCCACAUGAAGUCAAUUCUCUAUUGCGGUAUAGAUCCCAGCGAUAAAAGGUGAGAGGCAAGGGUUAGACUUUUUUUAGGAUUUUUUACAAUAAAUCAUUUAAAGUUGAGCGUAACAUUGGAUCGUGCAGUUUGAUCAUCCGGGUGGUGGUAGUCCUGUGCGCAUUUGAAGCUGUAGCUCCUUUUGGUGUAGUUGGUGUAGUUGCCGCAGUCGAUGAAGUUUAGUGCAGACGCGGUAGUUUGUCUUGAUGUUGUAUGUUAUGAAGCUGCGGUAGUUUGGUAGGUCGGUGGAAUCAUGCUGUGCGGCGUAGUUGUGGGAUUUGAUGAAAAGAUGGCUACUUUGCAACUCUUACUGUUUUUGUUAAAAAGUACUUAACAGCCCUGGUGUUCUUGUAUCUUAUUGCAGGUGGGAUCUGAAGACCACUACAUACAGUGGGAAGUCAAAGUAAGUCACGCAUUCGAAAGGAAGAAAUAAUGCCUCGCUUAUGGGGGGGGGGGAUGGGGGGGUUCUUUACGGGCUGAUUCCUCCCGGUUAAAAUCUGGGAUUUUGGGCUAACCCCACCCUCCCAUCCCCUGCAUAAGUUAACAGAGGAACUUAAGAUGCGGAGUUGUAUCACGAGUGUGUGAGUGGUGUGUUUGUUCGAUUGCAACUCAAUAAGGGGAAUCUUUGUAAACAAUGGUAUGGGGAAAGUUUUUGCGUGCGGGAGGUGGGAAUUAAAAACAGGAUUAGCGGAGAGUCCACUGUAGUCUUAGACAAGAUUAUCGUGAAAAACACCUUGGAGGCGCGGGGGCGUGGAUACUACUUACAAAAGGCUUCACAGGGAGUCUUCAGGACAUUGGACCACAUAAAAUCAAUACAAAUUUUAUUCUAACGUUCUAACAUCUCCCUUUGUUACUUGUCUUCGUUAGAUCAUUCGGUCUAGUGAUGCGAAAAACUGGAGGAGUACACAAUGAGUGUCAUUUAUUUGGAGAAAUUUGUAAGGACUGGCCAGCCAGCAUCCUCGUUAAUAUACUUAACAGGUCCAUGAAUUCGUCGACGUAACGCAGCACAAAGUAAUGUAAAACAACGCCUAGUAUAUCAGCGGAAUGUAACGGUUACGGAGAGAGGAGUCAGUUAUAUGUAAUAUCAGAUGUCAGAGGUUAAGUAAGAGAAGUCUCAAAGAAUGGUUAAAUAUGACUCGGAAACAAAGACAAGAAAAACGCUGCAAUCUUUUCCGAAUUGGAAAACAAUUGCGCGUCGAGUUUAUAUCGAACUAGUUACAUGGUGGACCCUGAUCAUCAACGGAAGCUUUCGGAAGUCUUCGCCACCACUUUGUCGUAUCCGGACAAUCAUCGUACUUCCGUUCUGCGUAAUCUUCCAGGGAAUAUCACUGGGAUGUAAAGGAGAUAAAAGGACUAAGUUAAUUACACAUGAAUAGAUAGAUUUUUGAUAAUGGUAAUCUUGAAUUACGAGAAAUGAAUAGAAUUUUAUAUAUUAUAUAUUUACAUAUACUGUUAUGUAUGAAUUAAUGCCAAAUUGGCUCAAGGUACAUGUAAUCUCCUUCUUGGGGAACAAAUGUUUAAAAAAAAAAAAAAUCUAAUUAUAUACAGUUAAACUACGAGAAGAAAUUCUCCUGUAAUUCAUAAGGUGAGAGAAGAGAAUGAUAACGAGAAUGAUUUGCGCGUAAACUGGAAACGAAAAGGGGAGAAUGGGCGGAUUUUUUUUUUUAUUUUCGUUCGCUAUUUUUUUUUCUUUCUUUUUUUUUUUUUUUUUUUUCCUAUUCCACCUUUACCUUUUUUAGGUCUUUUGAUUUAUUGGAAAGAUCAAUCUGAGAAAGGUGAACUGCUUAUGGCUUAAUGUAUAGUAAAAAUUUUGCCGCGAAGAGCAAAGUCCGCCCGUUAGAAUUUUUUUCGUUUGAAGGGAUUUGUCAAUGAAGAAACUAAUCGCCGGUAUAAAUUUAUUUGUAGGCGUAAAUGAGGUCAUUUUGAAGGGUUCCAGCAUGUAUCUCUUGGUUUUAAAUGCGUUAUGUUUUCUUUGGAAACGAGGAAACGUCGAGGUCGUUGCCAAGCCAUGAUAUCCAAAGUGAGCGUUAGAGCGAAGUAGAAAACCUUGGGUGUAGCUUGUUAUAGUUGAAAUUUAGACGAGUGCAGCGAGUGAUGUAAAUAUUUUUUUUUUGCCCUAUUACAGCUCUUUAAUGCGCUGGUCAAUCAGCUUUAAACACAUAACAAGCUAAAUACGCUUAUUUCCAUUUUGUGCAUUGAAAUUCGAUGGUUGUUGAUGCUCUUUUCGAUCUCCUUCACGGAACGCGCCUCAUACGCGUUUCAGUCAAAGUGCGAAAGUGAUACUCUACUCCUAUGUCGGACAACUUGCAAGACAACUUUAAUAAUAGAAAAAAAUCAGUAACUUCUCAUUGAAUACCUUACUGGUUUCCUCUAUGUUUUUUGGUUAUAUUUUUCGCAAGAAAUCCCAGAAAACCUCGAUGAUUUUACGGGAAGGUCUCCAUGGGGUGAUGUCCAUUUAAUUUCUUUCCCUUAAAUUUAACGGAAAUAUUUUUACGGUAAACUUUUCUCACGACUAUUGGUUAAAAUUUGCCGUUUCUUUUUACUCUUAAAGGCUAACGUUAAACCCCGUCGAGACCCUCCUGCGGCACUCUUAGUGCUUGGCUUCUGUAUUUGUCACAAUUACAAGUUUUUAAAGUGUUUUAAAGGUUAACGUUUCUAAGUAAAGAAUUCAUAUUAUUUUCAUAUUU
This is a messenger RNA of Pocillopora meandrina, 8998 nucleotides long. The record is from the annotation of a GenBank genome assembly. Lineage: Eukaryota; Metazoa; Cnidaria; Anthozoa; Scleractinia; Pocilloporidae.